Molecule: messenger RNA, 489 nt
Organism: Clavispora lusitaniae ATCC 42720
Lineage: Eukaryota; Fungi; Ascomycota; Pichiomycetes; Serinales; Metschnikowiaceae
Source: RefSeq, a predicted model, not a curated record
AUGAUGGCUCGUCAAGUCCGCAAGACUAUCUUUUCGAGAGGGAGCGCGCCGCAUGCAGUUUGUGCGUUCGGAGUUACAGAUAGACCAAGAGAUGCACGACACCAAGGAUCAAGUUUCAUCCCUAGUCGCCAAAGCCACACCGGCCAGAGUCGGCUCCAGCCCGAAUGGGAAAGUGGCAAAGAAAAUAUCGGGAAAAGGGAAAACAAAAUAAAUCUCACAUCACCGUGUCCACAAUUCCACCGCCACAUUUCAUGCAGACCCAUGCUGACUAAACAGGACCCUUGGGCCUUGGGCGCGCGCCAAUUCAUGGUAUCUUUUGGCCGUCGCCCGCAGUUGGGGUCGGCGCGUCGGCCGUUUUACUGCAGACGCCCCGGCUUCCCGUUUCUGCCGCCCCAUUUGGAUCCGCGGUGCUGCAUACUCGCCCAGUCAGAACCCUCGUGCACAGUUACCACUUCUCGACCUUUUUUUUUUUCUUGUCUGAAAGGGUAG